[Torrubiella] hemipterigena is the source of this 1430-nucleotide messenger RNA. The record is from the annotation of a GenBank genome assembly. NCBI's taxonomy places the organism in Eukaryota, Fungi, Ascomycota, Sordariomycetes, Hypocreales, Clavicipitaceae.
GUGACUUUUAGUUGCCCCGCCUUCGACAUCGGAGCUGCUCCUCAACCAUUUUUCUGUUGCCCCUCCACCAUACAGCUUCUACAAAGCAUCAGCAACUUCUAAAACAACACAUUUCACAAUUAUCUACUCACGCCCACUAUUUGCCAUGGCUCGCAAGUUCUUCGUCGGUGGCAACUUCAAGAUGAACGGUACCGUUGCGUCCGUCAAGGAAAUCGUUGCCAACCUCAACGCUGCCAACCUCGACCCCGAAGUUGAGGUUGUCGUUGCCCCCACCGCCCUUCACCUCAUCUCUGCCCGCGAGGGUCUUCGCAAGGAGGUCGAGGUUGCCUCCCAAAACGUCUACGACAAGCCCAACGGUGCCUUCACCGGCGAACUCUCCGUCUCCCAGCUGGCCGACGCCAACAUCCAUUGGACCAUCCUUGGCCACUCCGAGCGCCGCACCAUCCUCCGCGAGUCUGACGAGGUUGUUGCCUCCAAGACCAAGUACGCUACCGAGAAUGGCCUUAACGUCAUCUGGUGCUGCGGUGAGAGCCUCGAGGAGCGCGAGGCUGGCAAGACCAUUGAGGUUGUCAGCAAGCAGCUUGAGGCCCUCAAGGCUCAGAUCAACGACUGGUCCAAGAUUGUCAUUGCCUACGAGCCCAUCUGGGCCAUUGGCACCGGCAAGGUUGCCACCACUGAGCAGGCUCAGCAGGUUCACCAAGCUAUCCGUGAAUGGCUCAAGUCUGUCAGCGACAAGGUUGCUGACGAGACCAGAAUCCUGUACGGCGGCAGUGUCAACGAGAAGAACUGCGGCGAGCUCAGCAAGCAGCCCGACAUUGACGGUUUCCUCGUCGGUGGCGCUUCUCUCAAGCCCGCUUUCGUCGAUAUUAUCAACUGCCGCCUGUAAUCGUCAACAAUGCACAGCCCGUAGCAUCGACACCAGUAAGCGAACGCUAUUAUCAUGCCUAAUGAAACUGAAAGGCUACAAAAUUGUGUGAUAAAAAGGUUUUAUAUUGUAGAAUGAGAAAUGAAACUACAAGCUUGAAAAGCAACACCCAAUAUGCCCAAUGAUGUUAAGUCUGAAUCAUACAUGUAAAUAUACAAGGCGUAGCGAUUCCGCCACGCCUGCCCAGCAACUCUGCUAAGCCAUUUGCCGUGUUGGCAAAUUUUUCCAGUUUUGUUUUAUGCUUUUGCAAAGAGACGGUGCGUUAUACCUCCAUGCCCUUGCCGUGGUACGGGGACCAGAUGCCUCUGACACUGGGUUUGGUGCUCGUAACCGCCUUGUUCGUCUUUCGUAGUUUAUCGCCGCUGGCGUCGCGCAACAGUUCAACUUUUUGCAGGAUUUCGUAUGGUGUCAGGUUUCGCACGCAGAUGGGCUUUGUGCGUCCGUUAAUAUAAUGUCCAAUAAUAACGGGAUGUUUGCCGGGGCGAGGAGAUACAGCGAAUUCGAC